GUUGAAGUACGGAGCUCGCGUUGGUCCAAAAAGCCUGAACGCAUCUCCCUGGCAGCACCGCUCGGUCAGACUGACACCGGGAGACCUGUCGUGUCCUUUCACUCUGAACCAUGAGAGUCUUGAUUGGAGGAGGAUCGGGCUUCGUGGGCCGGGAGCUGUCCCGUCUGCUCAGAGACAAAGGUCACGAGGUCACAGUGAUAUCUCGCCAGCCUGGUCCAGGGAAAAUAACUUGGGGUGAGCUGGAGUCCCAUGGCCUCCCACCAUGUGAGGGCGCCGUCAACUUGGCUGGAGAGAAUCUCAUGAACCCACUGAGAUGGUGGAAUGAAAGCUACAAAAAAGAUUUGUUCUCCAGUCGCAUCGAUACGACCAAAGCUCUGGCUGAAGCCAUCGCUGCUUCGCCCACGCCCCCCCACUCCUGGGUGUUGGUGUCAGGUGUGGCUUGUUACAAACCCAGUUUGACAGACCAGUACACAGAAGACAGUGACUGGACGCCGUUUGACCUCCUCUCCAAACUCGUCAAAGAGUGGGAGGCGGCUGCGCUGCUUCCUGAGCCAGUGGCAAAAAGCACCAGACAAGUCGUCAUCCGGCCUGGGGCCGUGCUGGGUCGCGAUGGCGGCGCCAUGAAGCAGAUGCUGCUGCCCUUCUGGCUCGGCCUCGGGGGAACCCUGGGCUCAGGGAGGCAGCCGUUCCCUUGGAUCCACGUCUCGGACCUGGCAGGGAUCAUCGCCCACUCCCUGGAGCCCCUCGCCGACUCCCCCCCGCCGGCUACACAGGUGUUAAAUGGAGUCGCCCCUGCGCUGAUCACCAACUACGAGUUCACUAAAGAGCUGGGCCGGCUUCUGAGGCGACCCACCAUUUUCCCCGUGCCUGGCUUCAUCAUUAACGGCCUGAUGGGCUCAGAGCGAGCCAUCAUCCUCACACAGGGACAGAAGGUCGUCCCUCAGAGGACGCUAGAGGCCGGGUUCCAGUACAAGUACCCAGACCUGACCUCAGCCCUGAAGGAGAUUGUUGGGAGUUAAGGGAUUCUGGAAGAUUGUGCACUGGCUUGAAUUAUGUCUGUUAUCAUGCCUUCACAGUUAAUGAAUCGCACAUGGAGAGAAGAUAAAAUGUGUUGAAUGUGUUGGACACAUUUCUGUAAAUCGUUUCCUUCACAUCUAAAGUAACUAACAGCUUCCAAGAUGUGUUGGAAUCAAGUUUUACAACUUGCAGAUUUGCCCUCUGAGAUUUUGUAAUAAAAAACAUAUACACAGGAGACACAGUGGACAUCUUAACAAAGACGGGUGUGAUUGUGUCCUGGGAUCCGAUUGAUCCAGUUACAGUUUUCCCCGACAGAGCAGAACAACUUUUCCACAAAACCUCAACAAACCACAGAAACACACUUUCCUUGAUCACUUCACGCACCAAACUGUAAAUAUUCAUUCAUAAUUCUAUUCCAUAAUUUAAGUAAGAGAAGGUUAAUAUUCUUCUUUCUUAUCUCUGAUAUAUAUUGAAGAAUAGAAACAUACAGAAGAAUGAAUAUGUUUUUCCAUUCAGGGGAUUUCUAUAUGUCACAUUAAAAAGGUCAAAAGUGUCAACAACCUCUUAACUUCAAUAAACAAUAAGGUGGCUAAAGUA
Molecule: messenger RNA, 1614 nt
Organism: Pleuronectes platessa (European plaice)
Lineage: Eukaryota; Metazoa; Chordata; Actinopteri; Pleuronectiformes; Pleuronectidae
Gene: sdr39u1
Product: short chain dehydrogenase/reductase family 39U, member 1
Exons: 6
Coding region: 111-1019 (302 amino acids)
Source: RefSeq, a predicted model, not a curated record